UAUUAAAUGAAAGUCUUGGUUGCUGUCAAGAGAGUUGUAGAUUCAGGAAUAAAAGUGAGAGUUAAGCCAGAGGGUAUAGAUCUUCAAGGAGUUAAGAUGACAAUUAAUCCUUUUUGUGAAAUUGCAGUAGAAGAGGCUGUUAGAUUAAAAGAAAAAAAAUUGAUAGCUGAAAUUGUUGCUGUCACAAUUGGACCUAAAUAAGGAGCAGAAAGUUUAAGACAUGCUCUUGCUUUAGGGGCUGAUAAAGCUAUUCAUGUUACUACUGAAGCAAGAAUUGAUUAAACUGUAUAGCCAUUAGAUGUUGCCAAUAUCUUGGCUAAAUUAGUUGAAAGAGAUAAGUAAUAUUCUUUUUUUAUUUUUAGUUAUAAUCUUGUCUUAAUGGGUAAAUAAUCUAUAGAUGAUGAUUUUAAUUAAACUGGUUAAAUGGUAGCAGGAUUAUUAGAUUGGCCAUAAGCAACAUUUGCUUCUAAUAUACAAAUUACUGAUGGAAUAGCUUAAGUUGUCAGAGAAAUUGAUGGAGGACUUUAAACUGUUAAAUUUAAAUUACCAGGAGUUAUUACAUGCGAUUUAAGAUUAAAUUAACCAAGAUUUGCAAGUGUUCCAAAUAUUAUGAAAGUAUAUUAUUUAUAUAUAAUUCUUUAAUAGGCAAAAUCAAAACCAUUAGAAACCAUACCACUUGAAAAAUUAGGCAAAUUACAUAAUUCUAUUCAAAUCACAAAAACUGAAGCUCCUUCUAUUAGAAAAGGUGGAGCUAUUGUAGAAAAUGUAGAUGUGCUCUUAUAGAAAUUAAGAAAUGAAGCCAAAUUAUUCUGAUAUUGUAUAAAUAGAAAAG
Messenger RNA from Paramecium sonneborni, 832 nucleotides. Lineage: Eukaryota; Ciliophora; Oligohymenophorea; Peniculida; Parameciidae. The record is from the annotation of a GenBank genome assembly.